Messenger RNA from Nanorana parkeri, 1156 nucleotides. It is a transcript of the gene PARP16, whose product is annotated as poly(ADP-ribose) polymerase family member 16. The coding region runs from base 31 to 1011 and encodes 326 amino acids. Gene Ontology annotation, biological process: endoplasmic reticulum unfolded protein response. The transcript is spliced from 6 exons. NCBI's taxonomy places the organism in Eukaryota, Metazoa, Chordata, Amphibia, Anura, Dicroglossidae. The record is from RefSeq and is a predicted model, not a curated record. Gene Ontology annotation, cellular component: endoplasmic reticulum tubular network; intracellular anatomical structure; membrane. Gene Ontology annotation, molecular function: NAD+ poly-ADP-ribosyltransferase activity; kinase binding; protein serine/threonine kinase activator activity.
UGCGGUGACACCCGUGGCUGGAAUAAAGCGAUGGCAGAGCACGUUAUUGCCAGGGAUCCACUAGCAGCGGAUUUGAAAUGUAGCCUCUUCAUGUCUGCCUUGAGGAGCUAUAAAAGGGACUCUGUGCUAAGGCCGUAUCCUCCAUUCUAUGCCAGUGACCAGUACAAGGAUUUCGAUGCUUUGAUUGCUGACACAAACACCUUACCGAGCCUGCAAGAAUUCAUCCAUAACAAGUCAAGAGCCGAUCAGAAAGUCAGGGAUCUGCUAAGCUGGAUAUUGUCAGAGAAACUUUUCACCAUCAAAGGCCUUAAAAAGGAGAAGGCUGCCCUUCCCUUGCUGUUUCAGUUUGAAGAGGUCCAAGCCUUGCCAGGUUCUCCCACACUUGCUCUGCCCACUCCUGACUUCCUGUUUGAAAUAGAAUACUGUGAGAAGCUAAACGCCAAAUUCCAGGAGACGCGCGGAGAGCGAGACAUCAUUUAUGCCUUGCAUGGCAGCCGGCUGGAGAACUUCCAUUCCAUUCUGCACAAUGGCUUGCACUGUCACCUAAACAAGACUUCUUUGUUUGGGGAAGGGACCUACCUGACCAGUGACCUGAGUCUGGCUCUUCUAUAUAGCCCCCAUGGACAGGGGUGGGCUCAUAGUUUACUGGGCCCUGUGCUUAGUUGCGUCGCUGUGUGUGAGAUGAUCGAUCAUCCCGAUGUCAAGUGUCAGAUCAAGAAAAAAGAUUCAACUGGUAUAGAUCGGAAAAGAGCUAGAGCACGGAACAGCGAGGGUGGAGAUGUUCCGCAGAAAUACUUUGUGGUGAUCAACAAUCAGCUGCUGCGAGUCAAAUAUCUUCUGGUUUAUUCUCUAGAGCAGCCAAAGAGGAGAUCUAAGCAGCCAUCUUGGUUUGCAAGCCACCGUUUUGCUAUCUUGAUGACACUCUACCUGCUUGUACUGAUUGUCAUCGGUUUAAGCAACUCCAAGACUUUCUUGCACCAUUGGAACAGACUUUUGACCUGGAGGACUUAAGCUUCUUCGAUUCCAUUGAACUUCACCAUAAGCCUUAAGGUUGUAUCAGUGCCACAGCACUUUCUCUUCUCUUGCUUGUUUAAGCAUGAAGGCAUUCCAGCUGAUGCAGAGAUUGGAUUCUUCCAGUGUCCUCAUACACCGAAUC